Molecule: messenger RNA, 2194 nt
Organism: Sorex araneus (European shrew)
Lineage: Eukaryota; Metazoa; Chordata; Mammalia; Eulipotyphla; Soricidae
Gene: EFHC1
Product: EF-hand domain containing 1
Exons: 11
Coding region: 114-2036 (640 amino acids)
Biological process (GO): mitotic spindle organization; mitotic cytokinesis; cilium-dependent cell motility
Cellular component (GO): axoneme; mitotic spindle
Molecular function (GO): alpha-tubulin binding
Source: RefSeq, a predicted model, not a curated record
ACCAUGGAGCUGCAGCGGCCGUGCGGGUUGGGGUUCGGCGAGCGGGACGCGGGGCCGCGGCCGCCGGGCGUGCGGAGCCCUCCUGAGGCGGCGGCGGCGACGGCGGCGGCGCGAUGUCCCAGUCCCUGCACGGCCUGCCCUUUCUCCCGGGCACGUCCUUUAAGGACCCCACGAAAACAGCCUUUCACAGAAGCCAGACAUUGGACUACAGGAAUGGCUAUGCAGUUAUUCGACGUCCAACAGUUGGGAUAGGUGGGGAUCCUCUCCCGCUCAACCAGCUGUCCCAGGAUGAACUGGAGGAAUUGGCCUCCAAGACUCCACUUCUAACUUACGGUGAAGCUAGACGGGCCCCACCUGCACAAUUUGUUCCUGCACAUGUGGCUUUUGACAAAAAGGUGCUGAAAUUUAGUGCUUAUUUCCAAGAAGAUGUUCCUAUGUCCCCUGAAGAACAUUACAGAAUCCGUCAAGUGAACAUUUACUACUAUUUGGAAGAUGACAGCAUGUCUGUCAUGGAGCCUUUUGUGGAAAACUCUGGAAUUCCUCAGGGCAAGUUAAUCAAACGCCAGCGGCUACCCAAGAAUGACCAGGGAGAUCAUUACCACUGGAAAGAUCUAAAUAGAGGAAUAAACAUUACAAUUUAUGGCAAAACUUUCCGCAUUGUUGAUUGUGACCAGUUCACAAAGGUAUUUUUGGAAAGUCAAGGAAUUGAAUUAAAUUCACCAGAGACUAUGGUUCUCGAUCCUUACACUGAACUCCGCAAACAGCCAAUUCGUAAGUAUGUCACACCAACAGACUUCGAUCCACUCAAGCAGUUUCUCACCUUUGAUAAACAAGUUCUUCGAUUCUAUGCCAUCUGGGAUGACACAGACAGCAUGUUUGGUGAAUGUCGGAACUACAUCAUCCAUUACUAUCUCAUGGAUGAUACAGUGGAUAUUCGAGAGGUCCAUGAGCGGAAUGAUGGACGAGAUCCCUUCCCCCUCCUGAUGAACCGCCAGCGUAUCCCCAAGACUUUAGUGGAUAAUGGAAACAACUUUCCUCAGUGUGUGCUGGAAAUUUCUGAUCAAGAAGUAUUGGAAUGGUAUACUGCCAAAGACUUCAUCGUUGGGAAACCAGUCACUAUCCUUGGGAGAACUUUUUUUCUUUAUGACUGUGAUGCAUUUACACGACAGUAUUACAAAGAACAACUUGGAAUGCCUGAUUUGCCACGUAUUGAUGUAAGCAAGAAGGAACCACCUCCUAUCAAACAGGAAUUACCUCCUUAUAAUGGUUAUGGAUUAAUUGAAGACUCUGCUCAGAAUUGCUUUGUUCUCAUUCCAAAAGCUCCCAAAAAAGAUGCUAUGAAGAUGCUGUUGAAUGAUAACAAGGUGCUUCGUUAUUUGGCUGCACUGGAAUCCCCCAACCCAGAAGACAAAGAUCGUCGUUUUGUCUUCUCUUACUUUCUAGGCACUGACAUGAUCAGCAUCUUUGAACCUCCUGUUCGAAAUUCUGGUAUCCUUGGGGGCAAAUAUCUGGGUAGAACUAAAGUUGCUAAACCAUUCUCUUCAGCGGAAAAUCCUAUCUACUAUAGUCCCAGUGACUUCUUCAUUGGUGCUGUGAUUGAAGUGUUUGGUCACAGGUUCGUUAUUCUUGAUACAGAUGAGUAUGUCCUGAAAUAUAUGGAGAGCAAUGCUUCCCAGUACUCAAACGAAGCACUCACAUCAGUUCAGAACCAUUUUCGAAAGCAGAAAGAUGGUGCAACAGAAUUGGAAAAGAAGCAAGCUGAAGAGGCUGCAUGUGUGCAGGAGCUGGAAGCAUUACUAGAGGCAGUCCAGAAGCAACUCAAAGGCCACCCGUGCCAUAAAGUGGAUCUUCUGGACAGGCUUCAGAUGUCUGACCAGGAUGCAUCAGGAUUUGUGGACAGAGAGACCUUCUUCAAAAUCUGUGACUCACUCAGCAUCCCCACAGAUGAUUCCUUAGUUAAGGAGUUGAUCCAGAUGUGUUCUUCUGGGGAUGACAAGAUUGCCUACUUCAACUUCCUGCGUGCUUUCUCAGACUGACCGGGCAGAUGCGGUCUUUGAGGUUGGACCUACCCUUUGAAAUCUUGUACCCUGUACUCUUAGAGAGGCUCCUGGAAUCAUUUCUUUUUCCUAUUUUUAGAGGUACAUACCUACUAUACCUGCCUGUUAAAGUCUAAAUUAAAUUGGAUCUUGUAGGA